UAUUUAAAAAAUUAUAAUAUUACGCAACCGAAUAAGCCGCCUUUUAGAUUGAUUUACUAGCUUGCGCGCAAACGUAGCGCCACAGGUUAUCGUUUCACGACAUUGUAGUUCGUCUACCUUGCUUGAACGUAAGACGCGAACCAUGCUGAUAUAGUAGGCGUGCACAAGUGUACGUAGUUUGUACUCGUGUUCGUUGUAAACCUCAAAAAAUUGGUCGAUCUUAUUAGAAAAGUUUUGAUAGUUCGCUACAAACGACAGAAUAAAAAUUCUUAUAUAGUAGAUAAGAAAAUUAAAAGUAAUAAUGAUGAAUAAUUGGGGAAUACAUUUAAUAGUUACUCUAUCAGUUAAUCUGUUGAUUCUAUUGGGCCACGUAGCCGGUUCUAAGGUCUUACAAAUUCGUGGCAUACCUAUCGCGAAAAGUUCGCUUUAUUCGCCGGAUCGUGAUUUUCAGUGUCUAGAUGGAAGUUUAUUAAUACCAUUUUCAUACGUAAACGAUAAUUAUUGUGAUUGCGCUGAUGGUAGUGAUGAACCCGGUACCCCUGCUUGUACUAAUGGUUCAUUUUAUUGCGAAAAUUCUGGUCACAAGCCUCGUUAUAUACCAUCCACCUGGAUAAACGAUGGCACCUGUGACUGCUGCGAUGCCAGUGAUGAAUAUAAUUCAGGUAAGGAAUGUCCAAAUAAUUGUAAUGAACUUGGAAAAGAAGCUUGGUUAGAGCAGCAAAAGGCAGAGGAGCUAAUCAGGGAAGGUAACAAGAUAAGAAUGGAAAUGGUUGCUAAAGGUAAAAAAUUGAAGACAGAUUAUCAAGCACAUUUAGUUAAAUUACGCGCAGACUAUGAAAGCGCAGAACUUCUAAAGAAAGAGAAAGAAUUAUUAAAGACACAAGCGGAAGAACGGGAAAAUGCUGCUCUAGAAAAGUAUAAACCAGCUGAACCAGAGCAACCUGCACCGGAAGAAGGAGAAGAAGAGAAAGAAACAAGUGCAGAGGAUUAUUUCAAAUUAUUAGACUCCGAUAAUAGUGGUGUUGUAACAGUUGUAGAACUACAAUCUUGGAUGACAUUUGACACAGAUCACAAUGGAGUUGUAACUACAGAAGAGGCCAUGUUUUUCUUAAAUAACAAGAAAGAAAUUAAUCUUCAAGAGUUCACAGACUCAGCAUGGGCAAACAUCAAGCCUUUCGUAAUGUUGGAACAAGGGGUCUUUAAACCAGCUGAUCAGAAAGAAGAAGACGAAGAAGAAGAGGAUGAGAUUCAUGAACCUAUGGAAGAAGGAUCCGAGCAAGAGAAAGAAGAGGAUGAUGGUUCAGACGCAGAAGAGACUGGCGAGGCAGUUGACGAACAGAAGAAAACAGAAGAAUCUCAAAUACAAUAUGACGAAGAAACGCAGGCUUUAAUUGAUGAAGCAACACUUGCUCGCGAGAGUUUCCAAGAAGCGGAGAGAAAUGCAAAUGAGUUAAUAACGGAGAUUAGAAAAUUCGAGGAAAAAUUAGAUCGCGAUUUUGGUGCCGAGCAUGAAUUCGCAUCCUUGGAUGGUGAAUGCUUCGAGUAUACAAAUUUAGAAUACGUUUAUACCUUGUGCAUGUUUUCGAAAACGACGCAAAGAUCGAAAGCUGGCGGCAACGAUAUUACUUUGGGUCAUUGGAACGAUUGGAACGGACCAGAAGGACGAAAGUAUUCCAGGAUGAAAUACGAUAGGGGCCUUAACUGUUGGAAUGGGCCUGCUCGUUCUACCGUAGUUAAUUUAACUUGUGGUAAAGAAAAUAAACUAAUCUCAGUGACGGAACCUAAUCGAUGUGAAUACGCCAUGGAAUUUUCCACUCCAGCCGUGUGCAAUGUUAGCUUGGACUCUGCUAAUUUACACGAUGAAUUAUAAAUUUCAUAUCGUAUAAACGCGCAAGAUGUAAUAUUACACAUGCGACUAUAUGAGUUUGAAACAUAAAGGACAUAAAUAGCAAGGAUGAAUAACAGGUCUGUUUUUUGAACACUGAACACGUUACGAUUAACACAGAAAGUUAGAUCAGUCGUGAAUUUGCACAAUGUUUUUUAUUAUCAAAGGUAAAUAAUGUCGAUAAGCUACGGUAAGAGGCCCUAGUCAACCCAUGCAUGUUACGUAACGAUAAUGACAUCGAACAUUGAAUCCGUAUUCUGUUAUUCGUCCUUGCAUUAGAAAUUCCUUGUCGUUGUACUUGUAUACUAAACAAACGGAAUUCGUAGCCGAUAACACAGUCGUAAGUUAUCGACGAGCUCAGUUUGCUUAAAUCGUAGAAAGACAUUUUAAUAUACGUGAUAUGUGAAUGAAAAAUCGUUGUUACACGGUCAUUGCCAAUAUUAUGUCACUGUUGUACAUUCCUCUUUUUGUACGAGACAAAUUUUUACGAGGAGGUCCAACUAAAAUGACCUAACCUGCUUUACUCGUCGUUAGGUCACUACGCGAUCGAACGAUGAUUUUUCUUGUCAAGUUUUACAAAACUCUUAUCAAAGUAAAUGAACUGAAACAAUCACACUCCCUCUCUCACACACACAUACGUACACGCACACACACACACACACACACACACAAAUUUAUACAAACACAAAUGCAAGAAUGUCAAAAAUAAAGAAAUACAAACCAUUUUUCAAAUUCCUAAAUUGCCACGUGUAACGUAGAAAUUGUAUUCAGUGUGUCGAGAUAUUUUGUAAUUUUUUAAAGAUGCGUCCCGUGGUUGGUGCAUCGGAAUGCAGGUUUAAUAAAGAGAAAAAAAAGGUUUGGUUGUCGAACUGUAAUUACGAUGGCAGCUUUAUUUACAUUAAAA
This is a messenger RNA of Eufriesea mexicana, 2789 nucleotides long. RefSeq names its product glucosidase 2 subunit beta (gene GCS2beta). Bases 302 to 1870 code for a protein of 522 amino acids. Gene Ontology annotation, cellular component: glucosidase II complex. NCBI's taxonomy places the organism in Eukaryota, Metazoa, Arthropoda, Insecta, Hymenoptera, Apidae. The transcript has 2 exons. Gene Ontology annotation, molecular function: protein binding; calcium ion binding. The record is from RefSeq and is a predicted model, not a curated record. Gene Ontology annotation, biological process: N-glycan processing.